Molecule: messenger RNA, 1889 nt
Organism: Phalaenopsis equestris
Lineage: Eukaryota; Viridiplantae; Streptophyta; Magnoliopsida; Asparagales; Orchidaceae
Exons: 2
Coding region: 144-1490 (448 amino acids)
Molecular function (GO): nucleic acid binding; zinc ion binding
Source: RefSeq, a predicted model, not a curated record
UUGUUUCAUGAUUAUUGUAGGCAGGAGGUACUCCUAGAGGUGGUGGGCCACCGAGAGGUAGGGGUAGAGGUCGAAUAGGUCAGCACGCUUCUGUAAGGGAUGGCGUGGGACCUCCCCCUUCCCGUGGCCGAGGGUUUGGGCGUAUGAGCAGGGGUCGUGGAAGGAGACCCCAACAGUUUGCUCUUAACUCACAACAGCAACAAACUGAGAUUGCACCAAAAGCUCCACAAAAAUCACUUCUUCCAGUCGCUUGGUGUGAUAUAUGUAGGGUGGACUGCAACAGUUUAGAAAUUCUGGAGCAGCACAAAAACGGAAAGCGCCAUAAGAGAACAGUGCUGAGAAUUCAGGAGAUUCAAGCCCAACAGAAGUUGAAUUCUACAGAACUACCAUCCAAGACUGCUGCAAAACCUGUUUUGUUCAUACAAGGGGAAGUUGGAAAUCAGCUCACCAAUGAAGUCAAGAAUGACGUGCUGGAGGAAUCUACAGAAGGCUUUGUUGCAUCAGAAAAUAAUCAACAACAAAUGGGGCAAUCAGUGCCUGCAUCUGAUAUCACAAACACUGGGGGCUUUUUAACUGAUGCUUUACAAGAUGAAACCUUGCCUAUGGAUGGGCUUAUUAAGAAGCGAAAGAUAUCCGGUUAUGAUAAGUGGAGCGGCUCCAAGCAGAAAAUGAUGAGGAUUGGCCGUGGCGGGAAGCACUUCAAAAGCUUCGAUCGAACACAUAAUCGGCCCUUUGAACGUCCCAAAGAUCGCCCCAGAGACCGGCCGAGGGUUUGUACUGUAUGCAAUGUAAUGUGUGAUACAAUGGCUGUCUUUGAGUGCCAUCUCACUGGAAAGAAGCAUAUUUCUCGUAUCAAGCGGUUUGAAGGCCAUGGUUCUGUUUAUGGCCCCAUCAGUGUUUACAUUCCUCCCAACCAACCAACAACCUAUCCAAACAAAGGGCCAGAGCCAUUGUUCUAUGGUCUUCAAACUCUUGAAACUCUGCAACAGGGAGGUCAUGGCGUCUUUCCUCAGCAGAUGGAAUCUGUUGCAGCUCAAGUAGAGGGUUUUGAAGAAGGUGAAGGUGUAGCUGAUGAGCCUGUGGUUAAGCAGAACUUAGGAAACUUUGGAGAAGUAGGCCCUGCAACUAGUGGAGCUGCUGAGUCUAUGGUUGGAAACUUUGGAGAAGUAGGCCCUGCAACUGGUGGUGCUGCUGAGUCUGUGGUUAAGCAGAACUUAGGAAACUUUGGAGAAGUAGGCCCUCCAACUGAUGCAAUUAACGAAGAACGAGUGGUUGCAAUGCAUGAUCUAGAUGAACGAAGCUCCCUUAACGAUCCAAAUGUGGGAGAGACUAAUAAUUCAGCACCAUGUGAUGAUAAUACAAUGAAUAUAACCAUUCUUCCUGCUGUGGCAGAUGUCACUGCACCGGAGUAUGAAGCUUCGAAGGAGUCUGAAAUUGUUGUGCCUGGACUAAAUGCCAAUUCGGAAGAUGCUCUUCCUAGAGGUGAAUGACUGCAAUGCAGGGUUUUCUCAGCAUUGUUACAGUGGAGAGGCAGAACAACAUGACUGCGUUGCUGCUCACGAACCCAACCUUUGUAGGCGUUAGAGACGAGAACGGUUUUCGUGAUUAUAGGAUGCCUUUCAUGCGCACCAUCCAUCUCCCAACCAACCAACCAUCCAUCCAUCCAUCAAUUUGCGCAUGGGUACAUUUACAUUUGUGCCAUAAUAUUAAACAAGUCAAUCUCCGAGGUCAUUUCUGUAAUAGCUAUGUUCUUAACUUUAAUUCCUUCCAUUCAUGUGUCCCAAACAAUUCUGUUGAAUUCCUUAUUUGGAUGGUGGAAUACUUGUGGAUAUAGACCAUUUAUGAACAAUCCACAUAAAUCCUGAUGCUCUUUUUUAGAUGUUUAUUUU